Messenger RNA from Paramuricea clavata, 786 nucleotides. NCBI's taxonomy places the organism in Eukaryota, Metazoa, Cnidaria, Anthozoa, Malacalcyonacea, Plexauridae. The record is from the annotation of a GenBank genome assembly.
AUGAAAUCUAUUGGUGAAAGAGAUUUUAGUGUGCAAGAAACAAUGCACUUACUGAGCCAGCACUCUCACUUAACUUACAAAUUACUACCCAUAAACUUAAAUGGUUCUCUCAAAAUUGAAACAAACUUAAGAUGUAUCCAAGAUUCUAUGUUAGAUAUUUACGGUAAACGUGAAGUACAUCAAAAUAACUCACCAGAUAUAAUGAAAAUGAACUCUGUAACCUUUGCUGCAAAUUAUAAAGUUAGUAAAGGGAAACUGAUUAAACAAUCGACUAAUGUAGUACCCAGAAUUUUCCCAAACUACUCUCCUAACCCAAGUGGAGAUAAUUAUGGUUUAUAUUGUAGAUAUCAGCUUCUGAAAUAUAAGCCUUGCAGUGGUUCACAAAAUGACGCUUCGAAUAGCGAUUCACCAGAUAACGAUUUGUUUAUCAAUGCAUGGUGCAAUUUUUUGCAUUCCCCUUUUGCAAAAGCCAAUGUCCCAGAAUGGGGAAAAAAUCACAAUGCAUUAGAGAAUUACAAUCAAAGUAAAAGUGGGUUUGAAACUGUAGAAAAAGAUGAUUCUCAAGAACAAUGGAUGAUAAUUUCAGAUAUACAUAGCUCCCUUGAACAACUAAGCAAGAAACAGAUUUUUCAUGAUUGGAAAGAAGGAAGUUUGAAUUAUUCUCAACAACAACUAGGUGAAAUGCUUAAAUGGAUUAAAACAACAAAGGAAGCAUCAAAAGUAAGCCAUAGUGACAGUAAACAAAUUGAUGUGUCCACUUUUAGUUCUGAGCAAAAACUCUCAUAA